Molecule: messenger RNA, 1078 nt
Organism: Sapajus apella (tufted capuchin)
Lineage: Eukaryota; Metazoa; Chordata; Mammalia; Primates; Cebidae
Gene: NFU1
Product: NFU1 iron-sulfur cluster scaffold
Exons: 8
Coding region: 153-956 (267 amino acids)
Biological process (GO): iron-sulfur cluster assembly
Cellular component (GO): mitochondrion
Molecular function (GO): iron-sulfur cluster binding; iron ion binding
Source: RefSeq, a predicted model, not a curated record
CGCCUCUCUGGGUCAGGCUGACGCAGCAGGCCGCAAACCUCCGAGCGCAGGCCACCGCACUUAUCCGCAGCAGCGCCACCCGCAGCCUGUGGGGUGCGCUCUUCCAAGUGGCCGCCCAGCUCCCGGCCAGCCUGCGCCUGCGCAGAUCUUUAAUGGUUCUGUCCGGGAGACCCCUGGCACUCCGGAUUAAGAUGGCGGCGGCUGCCAGGCGGGGCUGGGGAGCUGCGGCUGUUGCCGCGGGGCUGCGCAGGCGGUUCUGUCAUAUGUUGAAGAAUCCAUACACCAUUAAGAAACAGCCUCUGCAUCAAUUUGUACAAAGACCACUUUUCCCACUACCUGCAGCCUUUUGUAACCCAGUAAGAUACAUGUUUAUUCAAACACAAGAUACCCCAAAUCCCAACAGCUUAAAGUUUAUACCAGGAAAACCAGUUCUUGAGACAAGGACCAUGGAUUUUCCCACCCCAGCUGCAGCAUUUCGCUCCCCUCUGGCUAGGCAGUUAUUUAGGAUUGAAGGAGUAAAAAGUGUCUUCUUUGGACCAGAUUUCAUCACUGUCACAAAGGAAAAUGAAGAAUUAGACUGGAAUUUACUGAAACCAGAUAUUUAUGCAACAAUUAUGGACUUCUUUGCAUCUGGCUUACCGCUAGUUACUGAGGAAACACCUUCAGGAGAAGCAGGAUCUGAAGAAGAUGAUGAAGUUGUGGCAAUGAUUAAGGAAUUGUUAGAUACUAGAAUACGGCCAACUGUGCAGGAAGAUGGAGGAGAUGUAAUCUACAAAGGCUUUGAAGAUGGCAUUGUACAGCUGAAACUCCAGGGUUCUUGUACCAGCUGCCCUAGUUCAAUCAUUACUCUGAAAAAUGGAAUUCAGAACAUGCUACAGUUUUAUAUUCCAGAGGUAGAAGGCGUAGAACAGGUUAUGGAUGAUGAAUCAGAUGAAAAAGAAGCAAACUCACCUUAAAAUAAUCUGGAUAUUCUUUGGGUACAACAGUCAGACUUGUUGAUAAUAUAUACAAGUUUUUAUUAUUAAUAGGCGGAGGAACUUAAAGAUUAAUAAAAUAUCUUCAGAGAAUGAUAUAUAAA